Molecule: messenger RNA, 857 nt
Organism: Eptesicus fuscus (big brown bat)
Lineage: Eukaryota; Metazoa; Chordata; Mammalia; Chiroptera; Vespertilionidae
Gene: FGF5
Product: fibroblast growth factor 5
Exons: 3
Coding region: 1-801 (266 amino acids)
Biological process (GO): positive regulation of gene expression; regulation of cell migration; positive regulation of protein phosphorylation
Cellular component (GO): cytoplasm
Molecular function (GO): growth factor activity; fibroblast growth factor receptor binding
Source: RefSeq, a predicted model, not a curated record
AUGAGCUUGUCCUUCCUCCUCCUCUUCCUCAGCCACCUGAUCCUCAGCGCCUGGGCUCAAGGGGAGAAGCGCCUCGCCCCCAAAGGGCAACUCGGACCGGCUGCGACCGAUAAGAUCCCCGGAGGCUCCAGCAGCCACCCGAACAGCAGUAGCGCGACGUCUUCCUCCGCCUCCUCCCCCGCGACCUCCCCGGGCAGCCAAGGCAGCGGCUCGGAGCAGAGCAGUUUCCAGUGGACGCCCUCCGGACGCCGGACCGGCAGCCUCUACUGCAGAGUGGGCAUCGGUUUCCAUCUGCAGAUCUACCCGGAUGGCAAAGUCAAUGGCUCCCACGAAGCCAAUAUGUUAAGUAUUUUGGAAAUAUUUGCUGUGUCUCAGGGGAUUGUAGGAAUACGAGGAGUUUUCAGCAACAAAUUUUUAGCGAUGUCAAAAAAAGGAAAACUCCAUGCAAGUGCCAAAUUUACAGAUGACUGCAAGUUCAGGGAGCGAUUUCAAGAAAACAGCUAUAACACCUAUGCCUCAGCAAUACAUAGAACUGAAAACACGGGACGUGAGUGGUACGUGGCCCUCAACAAGAGAGGGAAAGCGAAGCGAGGCUGCAGCCCCAGGGUGAAACCCCAGCACAUCUCUACCCACUUCCUGCCAAGAUUCAAGCAGUCUGAGCAGCCAGAACUCUCUUUCACAGUUACUGUUCCUGAGAAGAAGAAGCCACCUAAUCCUGUCAAGCCAAAGGUCCCGACCCUUUCUGCACCCCGGAAAAGUCCCAACACAGUGAAAUACAGACUCAAGUUUCGUUUUGGAUAAUGUUCAUCUUGGCCUUGUGAGAAGCCACAGGCCCGCCUCAGGAGUUUCCACAGGUG